GUAGUGGUGGUGGUGGUAGUGGUGGUGGUAGUGGUUCGUGGUGGUGGUAGUGGUGGUGGUAGUGGUUGGUGGUGGUAGUGGUUGGUGGUGGUGGUGGUAGUGGUGGUGGUAGUGGUUGGUGGUGCUGUGCGUGAUCGUGGGGGUCGUGGUUCUGGUCGUCGUUUAAGUCGAGGUGGAUUUCAUUGUUGUUGAUGUAGGAGUAGAGGCUGCGUAGUUAGUCCUUGGUGGUGGUGGUUGUGGUGGUGGUGGUAGUCGAGGGGGAGCAGAGGAAGUGGUUGGUAGUGGCAGUCGAGGUUGUGUGUGACCGGUAGACACAGGCAGCCGUUGUUUAAGGGCUCGCAAUCGAGCAGUAAUUGUUGUGGUUUGUAAUAAUUGGUGUUGUUAUUGUAGUCGCGGUAAGUGUUGUGGUCGUAGUGGUGGUGGUGGGUUGCCGAAGUGAUAGCCGUAGCUGAAGUGGUUGUUGUAGUGGUAGUAGUAGUUGUAGUAGCUGUAGUAGCUGUAGUUGGUGGUAGUAGUGGUAGCGAUAGUUGCAGCGGUAGUAGCUGUAGUGGUGGUAGUGGUAAUUGUAGUAGUAGCAUCUGCAGUGUUGGUGAUAGUUGUUGUAGUGGUAGUAGCUGCAGUGUUGGUGGUAGUUGUUGUAGUGGUAGUAGCUGUAGUAGUGGUGGUGGUAAUUGUAGUGGUAGUAGCUUUAGUGUUGGUGGUAGUUGUUGUAGUGGUAGUAGCUGUAGUGGUGGUGGUGGUAAUUAUAGUGGUAGUAGCUUUAGUGGUGGUGAUAGUUGUUGUAGUGGUAGUAGCUGUAGUGGUGGUGGUGGUAAUUGUAGUGGUAGUAGCUUUAGUGGUGGUGAUAGUUGUUGUAGUGGUAGUAGCUGCAGUGGUGGUGGUGGUAGCAUAUGCAGUGGUGGUGGUGGUAAUUGUAGUAGUAGCAUCUGCAGUGUUGGUGAUAGUUGUUGUAGUGGUAGUAGCUGUAGUGGUGGUGGUAGUAGCUGCAAUUGGUGGUGGUGGUGGUAGCGGCAGUUAGUUUCGAGUCACGAUGUUUCGCCCGGGCUCUCUACUGCUGCCUUACUCCCCAGCUCUCUUUCCCUCUCCCUUCGCGUCCACCUCGAUCUCGCCCGAGACGGCACGAGCUCUGGGAUUCCUCGUGUCUCCACCACCGCACAUCCACCACCACCACCAUCCUCACCACGCACCUCACCACCCCCAUCACCCACACCAUCCACACCAUCACCACCACCACCAUCAGCAGCAGCAGCUUCAGCAGCAGCAGCAGCAUCCGCUGUGCGCGUACCAAGCGGUGCUCGCCGGCUACGUGCCGCCCGAGUCGUGUAAGCAAGCCCUGCUGCUUGCGUCUCAAGCGGCCGGUCUGCAGGGGGUGACGGACUACGACGAGACGAAGCCCACCAAGCAGAGGCGGGCGAGGGCGAACUACAGCAGCUGGCAGCUGGAGGAGCUGGAGCGCGCUUUCGCCAGCACGCACUACCCGGACAUCUUCAUGCGCGAGGCCCUGGCGCUUCGCCUCGACCUCAUCGAGGCCAGGGUGCAGGUUUGGUUCCAGAACAGAAGGGCCAAGAUGCGGCGCCAGAUGAAGAUGGCCGGGAAGGCGAGCGACUCCGCUACCGGGGCUGGAGGAGGAGGAGGAGGGAGUGAUGGCGGUGGUGAUGGUGCUGAUGAUGAUGGUGGACGAGGUGAAGAUGAAGACCUAGACGGAGGAGGACUUGAAGAUGAACGAGGAGGAGGAGGAGACGGCAGUUUCCGAGUCAGUGCCUCAAGCCACGACGGUGAUGGUGUUGAUGAAGGCGAUGCCCGAGAUGUUGAUGUUGAUGAUGAUGGUGGUGGUGGUGGCGAUGUUGAUGAUGGUGGUGGUGGCGAUGGUGGUGAUGACGAUGACCUCUCCGAGUCGGCUCGAGGGGACUCAGGAGAAUCGAGUCACGAAGGCAGCGACUCGUCAUCUCCAUCGGUCUCCGUGCGCAUCCAACAUCACCAGAAACAUCAUCAUCAGCAGCAGCAGAAUCAGCAUCAGCACAAUCAUCAUCAUCAGCAGCAGCAGGCGAUCAGAGAGCAGCUGCAGUCCAAGUACGUGUGGCUGGGCAUGAGGCCACGUGUCCACUCGCCUCCCACGACCCCGCCCGCACGAGCCCCGAGCCUGACCCCGACGACUCCAGCGGCGUCCCUCGCUCUGGCCCCUUCCUCGGCGCUCACUCCUUCGGCUUCCUCGGCCAUGUCCACGGUGCCGGGGCCGGGGCCCGGUUCGGUGGAGGAGCGCCGCUCGUGCAGCAUCGCGAUUCUCCGCGCCAAGGCGAGGGAGCACGCGGCCGGCAUCCAGCACGCGGCGGCCGCGCUCACGAGCGCCACGCGACUCGCGUGAGACAAGCGUCGUCCUCUUCGUCCUCCUCCUCCUCGUCGUUGUCUUCCUCAUCAGCAGCAUCGUUCUUCGUCGUCGUCUUCGUCGUCUUCGUCGUCUUCAUCGUCAUCGGCGUCAUCAUCGGCGUACUCAUCGUCGUCGUCAUCGUCGUCAUCAUCAUCGUCAUCAUCAUCGUCGUCAUCAUUCAUCGUCGUCAUCAUUCAUCGUCGUCAUCAUCGUCGUCUUCAUCACCGUCGCCGCGACCACACAUCUAUACCUCGUCUCACAACAACAUCGCCGCCGCGUGCAACUCCCGACUCGAGUUGCGUCGACUCGAAGCAACGCGCCAUCGAGCCUCUCUGCGCUGUGCACGCACGACACGUGCGCACGUGUGUCGCGUGUGUCUCGGACUUCUCUCGCACGCACGUGUGUUCUGUGUCGUGUGUCGCGUGCGGUGUGUGUCGUGUGUUCUGUGUCGUGUCGCGUGUCACGUGGAGUGUGUCGCGUGUCACGUGGUGUGUGUCGCGUGUCACGUGGUGUGUGUCGUGUCGCGUGUGUCGAACUCUUCUCGCUCCGCUCGUAGCCCUACCGCGCCGAUCGCAGGUUCCGUAAACGGCGAGUGGCGCGAGACGGACACCGCACGCGGCGUCACGCGACGUGAACCAAAACAACAAAUCCACAACGGGGGAGGGGUGGGGGGGGAGGUCUCGGGUCCACGCUGUGGUGUCCCGAGUCUCGACCCGACCUCGACUCGAGCGGCAGGGCGCGGGACCCGCCCCCGUGGCGUGCAGCGACCCCCACUCGCGACUCCGCGUCUCCCGUUGCCGAUCGCCACCACCGCCGAGUCGGUUUGAGUCGUCGUCGUCGUCGAGGACGCGAGCGGCGACACAACGAAGCGUCGAGUCGCGGAACGUCGACACAACCACCGCGUCCUCCUCCUCCUCCCUCGCCUGGCUCCACUCGGGAAUCUUCCUCUGCGCCACUCGCUCUGCUGCUGCUCCUGCUGCUGCUGCUCCUGCUGCUGCUGCCCCCCCCCUCGUCGAUCACCGCCGCUGUUGGCCGCAGCUCACGGACAUCAAAGUGACCGCGGCGCGAGCUGCCGGGCGAGGUGCACCGAGGCCGUGACGCGCAGCGCGAGAGAGGAGAACGAGGAGAGAGAGAACGAGGAGAGAGAGAACGAGGAGAGAGAACGAGGAGAGAGAGGAGGUCUCUCGCUGCGGGCAGGAGGAGGAUGUCGACGAAGGCUGCGGUGUUGGUGGUGGUGGUGUUGGUGGUGGUGGGGGCGGGCUUCACCGACCGAGGUGGCCGAGAAGAUUCUCGCCCCACCGGUGCUCACCGCGCCGUCCGCCUGUACGUGCACUGACUGUUGGGGCGGCCUGCACUGACUGUUGGGGCGGCCUGCACUGACUGUUGGGGCGGCCUGCACUGACUGUUGGGGCGAGCGCUGUUAGCGAGCGCCUACGAAGACCGGCACGGCACACGAGGUUGGGCGGUCGGGGGGUUGAGAGGUCAGAGCUACGCCCGGCCGCCGAAUUUAUUUUGGUACUCCAGGUACUCGUUUAAGGCUGAGCCGACCUAGGGGAGACCCCGUAACAGGUUCUUCUAAUGGUUACGAAGCAAGCGAUGUAAGCCGUGGCCGGGAUGCGAACUCGGGACGCGCUAACCACCGCGCCACCGCUCCAAAGACACGCAACAAAAGCAAAUACCCCCCCCUCCCGUAUAGCCUCAGCAGACUGUUGGGGCAAGUGCUGUGAGCGAGUAGCACCUACAAAGACAAAGAUCCCCUGUAUAGCCUCAGCAGACUGUUGGGGCAAGUGCUGUGAGCGAGUAGCACCUGUGAAG
Molecule: messenger RNA, 4180 nt
Organism: Lethenteron reissneri (Far Eastern brook lamprey)
Lineage: Eukaryota; Metazoa; Chordata; Hyperoartia; Petromyzontiformes; Petromyzontidae
Product: diencephalon/mesencephalon homeobox protein 1-B-like
Biological process (GO): regulation of transcription by RNA polymerase II
Molecular function (GO): RNA polymerase II transcription regulatory region sequence-specific DNA binding; DNA-binding transcription factor activity, RNA polymerase II-specific
Source: RefSeq, a predicted model, not a curated record